GUUCAUCCCUGCAGUAGUAGGAGCCUAUAGUAAAGCUGGAAGUUGUAGGUGUGUCCUGCUCUGUGCACAUACAGAUCCUCCCUCUGAGCUGCUCCUCUCCUCGCCCUGCUCCUCUCACACUCUCUGAACUCUGUCGUUCUUUUCAAAGAUGUCUCUGAGUGAGAAGAGUGAUGAAGAAAUCAGCGAGUUACUGACGAAGUUUGGAAUCAAACAUGGACCCAUCGUCGAGUCGACUCGUGGUCUGUAUGAGAAGAAGUUGGCGAGGCUGAUGGAGAGCGCCACAGUGAAAUCUUCGCCUGAUAAAACAUUCUACAGAGAGGAAGAGGAGGAGGUGACCUACAUCACGUACCACACCCCGGUUAGACGUGAGGCUUACGGAGACUCCCUCAAACGAAGAGGAAACGUUGACACGGAAGAAGACGAGGAAUUCGAGCAGGAAACAGAAGACCCCCCCGUCCAGGUGACCCACAGAACAGCCAAUCACAGCGCAGUGCAGUCCAACGAGCCGCUGAAGAAGUCUGGAGGCUGCAUGUGGAAGUUCACCCGUCUGCUGCUGCUGUUAGCCGUGUUAGCCGCCGCGUACUACGCUUACUGUCAGAUGGUCGACAGAGAAGAGGAGAAUCCUACAGGGAUCCAGUGAUCUGAUUGGUUGUUAGGGUGUCAGGUUUUUUUUUAAUAGUUUGAACACAUUCCAGAAACUUCUAAAGGCUAACAGGUUUUAUAUUUAAAUGUCAUCAAAUCCUCUGAAAUGACAGGAACCAGACAAAUGAUGGAACACCUCAUGUGAAUCCAUCCGACCGCAAAAUAGUCCCCCGACUAAUCCACUACUUACUCCUGUUUGAGUAAAACGCUCUUAAAGCUCACAUGUUCUCCUCCUCUUCAUCCAGUGUAAAUAAGUAUUUGAUCACGUCUAUAAACCCCUCUAACAAACACCUAGCUGUGGGAAUGUCACCCACCUUUGUGAUGUCAUGAAGGGAAAAUCUCCAAACGGCUUGUUUGAGCACACAUUUUCAGAAAAGUGGAGCAGGAAGAAGACGGAGAGGAUGGACUUUUCUCAUUACUGGGGGGUUUGUAGACAGACACAUAUUAGAGUUAGAGGAACAUGGAGAAGAGGAUUUUAAAUAUGUGACCUUUUAAAGUUUGAGCCAUAAGAGAUUCACCUGCAGUAAGAAUCUGAGGGCGUUCUCGGGUGCAGACUAACUCUUCUCUCUGGGAUAAAAAAAGACGCUGGUCCUGUUGUUGACUUCUUUGCUUUCCUUGGAUGACAUGUUGCACUCUCUCUUCUUGCUAUGCAAACUUUAGUGUGUUUGACGUUUGUUUUUUUAAUGCAGCUUUUCCCGAUCAUGUUUUUUUUCUCUUUGUGACAUUUUGCACAACUUUUAAACCGAGUCUGUUUCUUAUAUUUCGUGUUGCCUCAAACUGAAACCAAAGGCUGUCGUCUUUAUGUGUUCAUACCUUUUGAAUAAAUCAAAUGAAGUGUG
Labrus mixtus (cuckoo wrasse) is the source of this 1481-nucleotide messenger RNA. It is a transcript of the gene emd, whose product is annotated as emerin. The transcript is spliced from 7 exons. The record is from RefSeq and is a predicted model, not a curated record. The coding region runs from base 149 to 640 and encodes 163 amino acids. Lineage: Eukaryota; Metazoa; Chordata; Actinopteri; Labriformes; Labridae.